CUCCCUCCUUCCCUCCCUCCCCUCUCCCCACUCCGGGCUCCUCUCGCGCGCCCACACUUUCUUUCUCGCACACGCACGCAGACACAUUUCUGCCUCUCUGCGCGCUCGCCCUCGGUCUCCCUCGCUCCCUCUUUCUCUUUCACUUUUGCCUGCCCUGCAACCUUUUAAAAUGUUGCCCCUUCCCUGUGAUUCGCCAGCCGCCGCGCCGCGGCCCCCCGCGCGCUCGCCCGCUCCCUCUCUCGCCCGCUUUUUGUCUCUCGCGCUCCCUCUCCCCACCUCCGAUUUGCUACACUGAGGCUCCCGUCAAUGGACUGCAUUGAGAGCCGGCUCCGGCGCGAGUUGCCUCUCCGCUUCACGCUCGAUUUCCAGGCAUUCUUCCCUUAUUAAGUAUUCGUGUAAUAUUAAUAGUCAUGAAUAUCUGCUAUUAGGAGGCUCCAGGAACGCUGCCCGGCGCGGUUAUUAGAAGCUCAAGCGAAGCCGCCGCUAAGAAAAGAGGGGGAGACACGGAUUAAGGAACACGCACACACACGCACACACACACACACACACACGCACAGACACAGACACACACACUUUUUGCUUUUUCCCUUUUUGGGGUUUUUCAUUUUUUAAGGAACUUUGAAUCCUACCCGAUCACGGCAGGAUAGAGACCGUGGGUUCGACCAGCUGAAGGCGCCGCUCCAAUCGGUGGUUCAAGUUCGGAUGGACCAGAGCGGGGCUCCAGCGCUCGGGGGAGCGGCGGCGCCGUGACCGGAGUCCUGGGUGGCGCGGGGCUCUCGGCGCCUUUUGUGUGGGGCGCGCUCGGGCGGCGGGGCAGCCGGGCUCUCCGGGCUUGCUUGUUGUUUUCCACCCUGACUCGUUACCCCAGACUCUUCGCAGAUGUUAGUUCACAGUUUUUCAGCUAUGGACCGUCACGACGGCACCAGCAACGGGACGGCACGGUUGCCCCAGCUGGGCACUGUAGGUCAAUCUCCCUACACGAGCGCCCCGCCGCUGUCCCACACCCCCAAUGCCGACUUCCAGCCCCCCUACUUUCCCCCGCCCUACCAGCCUAUCUACCCCCAGUCGCAAGAUCCUUACUCCCACGUCAACGACCCCUACAGCCUGAACCCCCUGCACGCCCAGCCGCAGCCGCAGCACCCGGGCUGGCCCGGCCAGAGGCAGAGCCAGGAGUCUGGGCUCCUGCACACGCACCGGGGGCUACCCCACCAGCUGUCGGGCCUGGAUCCUCGCAGGGACUACCGGCGGCACGAGGACCUCCUGCACGGCCCCCACGGGCUUGGCUCAGGACUCGGAGACCUCCCGAUCCACUCCUUACCUCACGCCAUCGAGGACGUCCCGCAUGUAGAAGACCCGGGUAUUAACAUCCCAGAUCAAACUGUAAUUAAGAAAGGCCCCGUGUCCCUGUCCAAGUCCAACAGCAACGCCGUCUCCGCCAUCCCCAUCAACAAGGACAACCUCUUCGGCGGCGUCGUGAACCCCAACGAAGUCUUCUGUUCAGUUCCGGGUCGUCUCUCGCUCCUCAGCUCCACCUCGAAGUACAAGGUCACGGUGGCGGAAGUACAGCGGCGCCUCUCACCGCCCGAGUGUCUCAACGCUUCGCUGCUGGGCGGAGUGCUGCGGAGGGCGAAGUCUAAAAAUGGAGGAAGAUCUUUAAGAGAAAAACUGGACAAAAUAGGAUUAAAUCUGCCAGCAGGGAGACGUAAAGCUGCCAACGUCACCCUGCUCACAUCACUAGUGGAGGGAGAAGCCGUCCACCUCGCCAGGGACUUUGGGUACGUGUGCGAAACCGAAUUUCCUGCCAAAGCAGUAGCUGAGUUUCUCAACCGACAACAUUCCGAUCCCAAUGAGCAAGUGACAAGAAAAAACAUGCUCCUGGCUACAAAACAGAUAUGCAAAGAGUUCACCGACCUGCUGGCUCAGGACCGAUCUCCCCUGGGGAACUCGCGGCCCAACCCCAUCCUGGAGCCCGGCAUCCAGAGCUGCUUGACCCACUUCAACCUCAUCUCCCACGGCUUCGGCAGCCCGGCGGUGUGCGCCGCGGUCACGGCCCUGCAGAACUAUCUCACCGAGGCCCUCAAGGCCAUGGACAAAAUGUACCUCAGCAACAACCCCAACAGCCACACGGACAACAGCGCCAAAAGCAGUGACAAAGAGGAGAAGCACAGAAAGUGAAGCUCUCCUCCAGCCCUGCCCCCGGACCCGCGCCUCGCCGUCCCCCCCCCACCCCCCCUCCAUCUCCACCGCCAUCUCCCCCCACCGGUGGCCCCCCCCCCCCAUCGACCGCCGCCGGCAGGUGAGCUCCGGGAUCAGCAACCCCCCCACUGCUGCUACUGCUGCUGCUGCUGCCGCCGCUGCCGCCACGCCUUCGGUUCGGAGGCUCGGGGUCCUGGGGACAGCGCUCCACGGCGAGAGGGGCGACCCUGCCGCCUCAGGCCCCUGCCUCGACUUCCCCGAUCCGCACCACCUCGCCUCUGCCCUUGCGUGGAGCCUCAGAGCACAGAACAGGCCGUGAAGCGGGCAGAGAAAAGUUCUGUCCGAGUGUGUGAACCCCCCCCCCUUUUUUUUUUUUUUUAAACACCGCAAAUCAACAGCAAUGACAACCACAAAAUUCAAACUUUUUUUUUUUUUUUAGAAAAAAGAACGUAAAAAUUAAAAAAAAAAAUGAUAUGCGCUUCAUGGGAUGGAAUCACCACCUUCCUUUACAUACCGUUCAGAUUGUAGCCAUACUUAAAAAAAAAAAAAAAAAGAGAGAAAAGAAAAAGAAAGCAAAGGCAAAAAGGAUCAUGACAUUUUUAUCAGUAUUGUGAAUAAACUUGAACGCAGAUACAGGAAGUUCCAUGUCUUGUCUUCAGUUACAGAAGUUUUCCCUCUUCAAGGUAAAGCCACCAACUUGAACUUUCUCUGGCAACACGAUUCACAGUUAUAUAAGGGAAUCAGUGUUCACGUCUCUGUAUAUAUUUAUUUAUGUGUAAUUUAAUGGGAAUUGUAAAUAUGGUGAGUCUGUUUUAAACCUUUUUUUUUUUUUUUUUAAUUUAUCUGGUAAUCUCGUUUACCUCUUGUUUAGUGGGUUUUGACUCUCCCCUGGUACUUACUUAGGAAUCCAAGGUUUGGGGGAUUUUUUUUUUUUUUCUUCUUUCCCCUCUGGGAUUCAUGAAUUUAGCCCUGUUGUAGCAUGUUCAAGAUGACAAUGAAACAGCUGAACAAAAUUUAAAAAGGAAAAUAAAAAAUUUAUAUAUAAUUAGUAAUACAUUUAGCUUUUCAUUGAACUGAAAGAAAAAGUCCUAUGGAACCCUGGAGAGAUUUUUUUAACCUGAGUGGUUUGAUAACUGUUCUCUGUAUUGUGGGGAGAAAAAAAAAACAAAACAAAGUUUAUUUUAUUCCACUGUCCUCCCUUAAAGGCAGCAUUUGAGCAAUAAAUGAGCAUUGUCUUUAAACCAAGGGUUAGGGAUUUCUUCUUCUUCUUCUUCUUCUUCUUCUUCUUCUCCUUCUCCUCCUCUGUCUCUCUUUUUGUUCAAAGAACUUCAAACAUGUGGGACCACCUGGUAUUCUGUAUUUUCACUGGUCAUUUUGGAAAAGCAGUUCUAGCUGUAUUGUAUUGAGUUGUACUGGCAGUAGUUUUCAUGCCUGUCAAUGUAUCAUAGUCCUUUGUUGCCCAGAUAAAUAAAUAUUUGAUACGCUUUA
This is a messenger RNA of Phacochoerus africanus (Common warthog), 3684 nucleotides long. It is a transcript of the gene TFAP2A, whose product is annotated as transcription factor AP-2 alpha. The transcript has 7 exons. Gene Ontology annotation, cellular component: nucleus. NCBI's taxonomy places the organism in Eukaryota, Metazoa, Chordata, Mammalia, Artiodactyla, Suidae. The record is from RefSeq and is a predicted model, not a curated record. Gene Ontology annotation, molecular function: DNA-binding transcription factor activity, RNA polymerase II-specific; RNA polymerase II transcription regulatory region sequence-specific DNA binding. The coding region runs from base 880 to 2175 and encodes 431 amino acids. Gene Ontology annotation, biological process: regulation of transcription by RNA polymerase II; regulation of cell population proliferation; anatomical structure development.